Messenger RNA from Orbicella faveolata, 951 nucleotides. Its product is annotated as adrenocorticotropic hormone receptor-like. Gene Ontology annotation, cellular component: membrane. Gene Ontology annotation, biological process: G protein-coupled receptor signaling pathway. Gene Ontology annotation, molecular function: G protein-coupled receptor activity. NCBI's taxonomy places the organism in Eukaryota, Metazoa, Cnidaria, Anthozoa, Scleractinia, Merulinidae. The record is from RefSeq and is a predicted model, not a curated record.
AUGAGCAUGGUUGCCGAAGUCUGCAGGACACGGCUUAAGGAAGUUGCCAAAACGGUUCAUCUUCAAGAACAAUUCAUGUCAUGUCUUUGUGUAUUUUACUUCGCAUUUUCACCCGUGGCAAUUUUCGGCAAUCUUCUUGUAAUUCGUGCCAUUUGGAAAGCUUCGUCGAUUCCCACUACCUUGAAGAAGUUACUCUUGAGCCUAGCCAUCUCCGAUCUUGCUGUUGGAGUGCUUCUACAACCGAUGUACGGCAUUAUCAUCGCGUUGCAGUUGAAUAUGGUAGACAGUCAGUUCCUGUGCCCUACUGUACUGACGGUACAUAUAUUUAUUACGGUUUUGCUGGCGGCAGCGUCUUUUCUAACCAUCGCUGCUAUUGCACUUGAUAGACUUCUCGCCGUCUCGUUGCAUUUGAGAUAUCAGGAACUUGUGACGCCCAAACGCGCUGAAACUGUCAUGGUUCUUCUGUGGUUAUCGGCUGCUGUUGGCGCUUCCUUGUUUAUCUCUGUCUCCAGUCACAAUGUCUUGGUAGCUGUUAUUACUGAAGUUGUCGGGUUUGCUGUUACCACCGUUGCCUAUUUCCGUAUUUACAAAGUUGUGCGCUAUCAUCAAAAUCAGAUCCAAAGUCAAUGUCAGGUCCAAAACGAACACGCAGUGGAAGAAGUCAGGGUGAAGAAGUCAGCCUUGAAUACCUUGUACGUUUAUGUUGUCUUCCUUGCUUGUUACCUUCCAUUGUUAUUUUCAAGUAUUCUGCUGUUGGUGGAUAACUUUAAAAUAUCAUUCCUUGUGGCUUAUAACGCCUCGGGCUUUUUAGUUUUCCUCAAUUCUUCUUUAAAUCCUUUCGUCUAUUGCUGGAGAUAUCGCGAGAUUCGUCAAAUUGUGAAAAAUACAUUCAGGGGAAAAUGCUUGCCCAAUGAACCUCCUGAUCUCACUUCAGAUGGAAUAAGGAUGUAA